GUGAAUGCAAGGGAACAAGUGACUCGUUUGUUGAUAAUUGUGGACUAUAUAAAUGUUAAGUGAUGAAGUUGCACCAUAAUGUUGACUGAAUCCAGUUAAGAACUGGAUUGUGGCGACAGAAAUGGAUAGAGAUACGAAAUAUUUAUUACGAAGGAUUGUAAUUGACAUUCUGUGUUUAUUUACAGUUGGUUUCCCAAUUCUUCUGUUCUACUAUUUUGGAAAGCCCUUCGAGAGGGGCUUCUACUGUGACGAUGAGUCUCUCAAAUAUCCAUUUAAGCCAUCAACCGUUACUAGUCCAAUGCUAUACUUGGUGGGAAUGUUUUUGCCUAUUACUUCGUUUGUUGUUACUGAGUUCAUACACUAUAGACAGUCAAAUGGACAAGUGGCAAGAACAUUCUAUGGCAGAGCAAUUCCACCCUGGAUUUGGUCAUCAUAUAAAACGAUAGGAGUGUUUGGAUUUGGAGUUGCAUGUUCCCACUUGACAACAGACAUCGCAAAAUAUGUUAUAGGACGUCUGCGGCCGCAUUUCUUUGCCGUAUGUGUGCCAAAUAUUAACUGUACGGAGCCGAAAUAUAUGCACAAGUACAUUGAGGAAUUUACUUGCACUGGUGACCACCCAGAGUUAUUCAAAGAAGUCAGGUUGUCUUUUCCAUCAGGACAUUCUUCAUUUUCAGCAUAUACAAUGAUAUAUUUAGUAUUAUACCUGCAAGCCCGGAUGACAUGGAAAGGCUCCAAACUUUUGAAACACUUCUGUCAGUACAUUUGUUUAUUAAUAGCUGUGGGCACAGCCUUGUCUCGCGUUUCUGACUAUAAACAUCACUGGAGUGAUGUACUCGCUGGGUUUCUUCAGGGAGCUGUUUUUGCAGUGUCUGUGGUGCUGUUCAUUUCUGACUUGUUUCCAGUGAAACACAAUCCAGCACUUCCUGUACCAGAUAUGGAUACAGAUCCUCCAAGCCAUACAGGAAAUGUUUCAGUGAAAGUAAUAUGAGACGUCUGAUUAUUGUCUUCAAAAUGACUUACUAUGAAUUAGCAGUGGGCUUCCAAAAUUGUAUGAAAGGCUACAUAUAUGUACAUUGUCAGUUCUAUGGGAAUAGAGAAUUACCAAUGCUACAACAGCAAUAAAAAUAAAUGGGAAGAGCAUAUGUAAGAACAGGUGAAACAAUGAUCUGGCUGCAAUAUCAAAAGACACACACACACACACACACACACACACACACACACACACACACACACACACAAAAGCAAUCAGUGAAUCUUGAGCUUAAGAACUGGAGGUGUCUUCCUGAAAAAUCUUCAGACUUUUUCUGAAGGAGGAGCAACAUUGGGAGUGUAUGAAAUAGAUUGUGUCACUCAGACUACUGUGCCAAAGACUUCCAGAAAUUGCUUCCCCAUUGCAUGUCCUAACUCCUUGGCUUUUAUAACAAUUAUGUUUUCUUACAUUUUGCAGAAGAUACUUUCUACCCUAAAGCUCAAGAUUUUAUUAUUUUAACAAAUGCAGUGGAUCUGUAUAGUUUUUUUAUUGUUAUUAGACUCCAUUUGGCUUAACUGUUUCUUAUUAUGAAUACAAUAUGUUGAACUUUAAUGUUAAGACAGGAUAUAUAUCUUCACCAUGUAUCUUUGUCAUAUUGCAUUUGUUGGUAGCAAUUUUUAAGUUUCAUCCACAAAAGAAACUACUGUCUAAUAGAGAUGGGUAGAUUGUCAAUAAAAAUUACUGUCUAGUUCAGAUCAUUCUGUUCUUUCUACUGAUUUACUUCCACAAUAGCUUUUUAUAGAAUUACAUAAUAAUUCUAAGAGCAUUUGUUGCAAACUGUUAUAAAAUGUAGUGCAUUUUGUUCCAAUUUGUGACAGAAGCAGUACAGAUUAUUAUUAUUGUUAUUAUUAUUAUUAUUAUUAUUAUUAUUAUUAUUAUUAUUGUCAUCUUAUUUAGGGAUAAUUUUGGGCAAUUAAUAUAGAAUUACCAAAUAUCAAAGAGCAAUUGUACCAGCAGGCUCAGAGAAAAGUACAAGUGAAAUUGGUUACAAGUCCCAUCCAUCCUCAUGACUCUGUUGUUUUUCUCUUGCAGCUCCCAUAGUUGCAUGAAAACUAGGUCAGUGGUAGAAUUCAGUAUUAAGCAACCUAGAGAGAAAAUGAUUGCAAAGAUCAUUCGAUUUUAUGUGUACAGUUUAUUACAGAGUAGCCAUAUGUGACUGUGUGAUAAGUAUUAUUAAAAUGGUGAAGGAAGUGACUACUGUGAACUGAUAGAUACACCAGAAUUGCAAUGUUUUGGUGUUGUAUGUACGUAUAACACAGAAGACAUACUUGUACAGAAGAAUGUACUAAGUUUUAUGUAAUAUUUUAAUUUCAUCCACUUAGCUUUUUCAAAUUUUUGGUGGUGAAAGUUUAGUUAUAGCAAAAUGAUGUCUUUUUCAGCUCUUAUUUCAGUGUAGUUCAUUUGAUAUCAGUAUGAAUAACUUUUAUAUUUUCAUAUUUCUUCUGAAAUUUAUUUUCUAAGCUAUACUUGAACUACUGCUAUGUCAUCUUUUACAUCAUACUCAAGUCUUUCUGAGGUGAGAUCAUAACUGAAAUUACACUUUGUAUUGCUAGAUUAAAAGUAUGUUUUAUUGUAUUUUAUUUGAUAGCUAUUCAACAUAUCAUUCAGGCUCUUUCUCAUAGUGUCAUUAACUGUUUCAACAUUAUGUGGAUCGUUGCACAAUGAAACACUUCCAACAUCAUUGUACUGUACUUAAAAAGCUCACUGGCAGACUUUUGGCAUGUGAAACUCUUUUUCUAUGUCCAGGUAUAUAUAUAUAUAUAUAU
This is a messenger RNA of Schistocerca cancellata (South American locust), 2796 nucleotides long. Its product is annotated as putative phosphatidate phosphatase. The transcript has 7 exons. The record is from RefSeq and is a predicted model, not a curated record. Lineage: Eukaryota; Metazoa; Arthropoda; Insecta; Orthoptera; Acrididae. Gene Ontology annotation, molecular function: phosphatidate phosphatase activity. Bases 122 to 988 code for a protein of 288 amino acids. Gene Ontology annotation, biological process: phospholipid metabolic process; phospholipid dephosphorylation; signal transduction.